UUACUUAUAGAGUGGUAUUUGCAACAAAAGCGUUAAUUAAAGUCUUAAGUAGCUUUCUUAUUGUAUCUACAGUAACAUCGUCCUCUAGUAAGUACAUGUAUUCACAAAAAUAAUUAUUAAAUAUUAUUGUUGCGGCACUCGUUUAACUAGGAGAGACGGGGGAGAAAGAGGAGAAGGAGGAGGCAGCUCAAAAACACCCCUUCCCUCCUCAAUGUUGCCAGAAAAAAAUGGUAUCUUCAAAUAAGUUCUGGGUUCUUCACUGAAAAUUAGGGAUGUACCGAAGCUUCGGCUUCGGCUUGCCGAAGCUUCGGCAAUUUUGCCGAAGCUUCGGUUCGGCCGAAGCCAUGGGCGUUUUUUGCCGAAUCAUUUGCUUCGGCAAAAAAAUGGACAUUACUAAGCUGGCAUUCGACUGAGGAAGACAUUUUUUAAACGUUCACACGUUGUCUGUUUUCCGAAUAUAACGUAGUUGAACGUUCAAAAUUCUUCUUUUUUUUUUCUUCUUCUGAGAAAUUUAAAUAAGCCUCUGAUUUAUACAGUUGCGAAGAUUAAAUGAAUCCAGCAACGGCUUUUGGAGGUGGCAAGGCCGCGUGUAGGGCGGCUAAAAACGGCACGAUAGCGGAUAGAAAGUAAAGUUACUUAAUGAAACACAUUGAUUUUUUUAUAAUCACUCAAUAUAAGCUGAUUUAAACUGUAACAUUAUAGUAAACUUUAUAUAAUUAAAUACCAUAACCCUAAUACUUAGUUAUGAUCACUCGAGCUUAGCAAUAAAAUUUAUUUAUGCAUUAGUUGGUAGUAAAAUAAUGUAAAAUUAUUAAAAUUUAAUUUUUUCAGCAUUUAGUUAUUAGUUAACAUCAACUUCUAAAAUCCGAGUUAUGUUAAAUUAUAUAUUUUUUAAUAUUAAAUUAAAAUUAAAAAUUAAACCUGGAAAUAAAUCUUCAUUUAAAAUUACUUAGAUGUAACUAAAACAUAGCGCACGAAAGUUAAGAGAGUUAACUAUUCUCGAAAUUUUUAAAAAUCUAUACAAUAAGUUAAUUUUAACGCUCGAAACAAUUUUUAUUCAGAAAGUUUGUUUUACUAAGUCACAGAGAGAACGCAGAAAGACACUACACAGAAAGACACUACACAGAAAAGACACUACACAGAAAAGCACAAUUGAAAUGUAAGUCAAUUGCGUUUGUUUUUGAUUUUGUACGCUGGAUCAUUAGUAAAAGUAAAUAUACCUGCUCUACAAAUAUAGGUUAAUUGGUUAUUUACGACUUCGAUUUUUUUUAAUUCAAAUAAUAUUUGAAUCAAAAAAUUGAACGAAUAUUGUUUAUUUCAAUAAAUAUUAUUAAAGGUAAGAAAAUAAUUAAACUUUCUAUUUCAAUUUUCAGAAUUGUUAUUAUAACUUUAAGUUAUCCAUUAGCGCAUUAUGGCUACCUCAUCGCGAAGUAAAAAUCCCUUAUGGAAUUAUUUUAAAGUGAGUGAUGAAGAUGUUGGCAAAGCCAUCUGCAUACUUUGCAAGAAGAUUUUGUCUAGAGGAAGUAAAGACGCACACAACAUGUCAACAACAAAUUUACAAAACCAUCUGAAAAAAGUACAUUACAAUAUACAUAGCAUGAUUCUUUCUCAGAAGAAAAUUAUUAACCACGAAUCUUUACCAAAUCCAAAUGAAAAGUCUAUAAAACAAUUUUGCACUACUCGAACAAUAUGCUCAGAUAGAACAAGCUCUGCUGAAUCAGUGCAAAUCAUUACCAGCACUGCCACAGAUGAAACGCAGGGAAGCUCGCGUGUGUCUAAUAACACAAUUGCCUUUUUUCAAAAAGCAUCAACACAGGUAACUCAGCUAACUGUAGCUGAAUUCAUUUACUAUUCAGUAUUCAUGAUUUUGUGACUGGAUGGGGGCAUAUCUUGUCGAAAAAUUAUCUUUUGUAUAAAAAAAUGUUAACUUAACUUAUCUAAGCUUAUAAUAUUAUAAUAAAUGUACUGGUGAGGGGGGAAAGAUACAUACCUCUAUCCGCCACUUAGAUCCGUCGCUGGCCAUUGUUAGUUACAAGUUGCUAAGUAAUUUUUUUAAUUCGUUGAAUUUGUUUCAGGUCUCACUGCGGGAGAUUUUGCAAAGAAAAGAAUUGUGGCAACUUGAUAAUCCUAAGGCUCAAGCUAUUACCAAGCUUAUUGGAGAAAUGAUAUGUUUAGACUUGCAGCCAUACUGUAUUGUUGAAGAUAAAGGUUUUACCCGACUUUUAAAAAAUUUAGCUCCAAACUAUACAAUACCUACUCGAAAGUAUUUCUCCACAAAAGUCAUUCUACUGAUGUAUGAAACCAUAAAAGCCAAAGUAAAAUAUGAGCUUGAUCAAGCAGAUUUCUUAAGUUUAACUAGUGAUGGUUGGACCUGUCAGCACACAAUUCAAUCGUAUUACAGUUUAACAGCUAGAUUUGUAACGCAUGAGUUUACAGUUAAACAUUUCAUCUUACAAGUUACACACUUCCCUGAGUCGCACACAGGGCACAAUAUAAGUAAAUUCAUAAAUGAAGCGCUACAAUCAUGGGAAAUUCCCCAUGAAAAAAUUCAUGCAGUUUUAACUGAUAAUGCAGCCAAUGUAAUGGCUGCCAUUAAAGAGUCAAAUUUAGGCGAUAAACAUCUUCCAUGUCUGAUACAUACUUUACAACUUUGUAUUCAGAAAAAGAUUUUUAGAGAACAAAGAACAGCAAGUGAUACAAUAGCUGUUUUUCGAGCAUUAGCAGGACAUUUCCACCACUCAUCUAGUGCUGUGGCUAAACUAAAGGAAAUUCAAAGUCAACUAAAAUUGCCAGAGCAUAACAUAAUUCAAGAUGUUUCCACAAGAUGGAAUUCGACAUACUAUAUGCUUGAAAGGUUCAUUGAGCAGAAAAAAGCUAUUACAUUGUAUUGCAUUACCAGAAAUCAAGCAAAUGCAAAAAAUCCUACGGAAAAUCAAUGGCAACUUGCUGAAAUGCUUGUAUGCAUAUUAAAACACUUCGAAAGUACUACAAAAGACAUGAGUAAAGAAACGGCAUGUAUAUCAGAGAUUAUACCAUUUAUCUAUGCAAUGGAAAAGUUUCUAGACUACGCUUGUGACACGGCAACUGAAAUAAAAACUGUUGUUGAUGAACUUAAGAAAGAUUUUAACUGUCGUUUUCAAAAAUACAAGGAUAAUGUUGAUUUAAAAAUCGCGAUGAUGCUUGAUCCUCGUUUCAAGUUAAAGUUUGUUGAAGACAAGAAUCAUAAUAUGUUUAAAGAAAUACUCCAUUUAGAGUUCUACCGUUUUUGUUCCAAAUCUCAUUUAGAACAAGUAAAAGAAAUUGAAUUUGGUGUAGCAAGAGGUAGUGGAUCAGACUCAGAAGAAUCAUUAAGUUCAUUUUCAGAAUCUAAAAUUCAUGAGUCCGACUCAGAUUUUAAUGGCCAUGGCUCUCCAUUAAAAAAAAACAAACCAAUGAGCAUGGACAUAUAUAGCUUGUUCCACCAAAUCGGUGCAAAUGAGUAUGCUCUACAAAAUUCAGAAAAUUCUGACGGACGGAGAAAAGAAAAAAAACACUAGUUUAAUGGGAAAAACUCUAACUGUCAAGGAAAAAUGCACCGAUGAAGUCAACUUCUACUUGAGCCUUCCAAUACUGCCAAAGAAUGAAUGCCCUUAUAAGUGGUGGAGUGCAUACCGUUACACUUCCUCUGAUAAAGAUACUUACAAGUUGAAUUUGUCAAAGUUUUCAAAGAAAGUUUUGUGCGCGCCUCCUUCAUCUGUAAAAAGUGAACGCUUAUUUAGCACAUCUGGAAACAUAUUUGAAGCAAAAAGAAACAGACUAUUACCCGAACAUGGAGAACAGAUUGCAUUUUUAAAUUGUAAUAUGCCUGCUUUCAUUGAAUAAAUUUUUAUUAACUAAAUAAUAGACUAUAGCUUCUUAGUUCAACUGAUUCAACUUUUUAACAAAAUUUGAAACAAAUACCAAAUUUUGUGUUCAAAUUAAAAUAAUGACUACUUUUAUAUUUUUACAUUUUACGUGUUUACAUUUUUAUAAAUUCUUUCAAAGAAUAGACCAUAAUUUACCUUAAGUAUCAGUAAAUGUCUAAGAUUUAGUGAUGUAAUCUUUCCUAUACCUGCUAGAUAUAUAGAGUUAAGACUCUAAAUUUCACUAUCUAAAUUUUUGUACAAAAUUUGUUUAAAUUUUUUAUAAUAUUGGUUUUGUUUUAUAAUUUUCCUAAAAUGGGCAUGUAGGCCAAAACAUUGAAACCUAAAACAUUGAUAUAUAAUUUUGAAAGCAACUUGAUUAUUCAAAGCACCGUGGUGAAGUAAAUUGAGCUUUAAAUUACGUAUAGCUUAAGCCGAAGCUUCGGCUUCGGCCGAAGCUUCGGCUUCGGCAAAGUGGCUUCGGCCGAAGCUUCGGCUUCGGCAAAAUUGCAGCUUCGG
This is a messenger RNA of Hydra vulgaris (swiftwater hydra), 4400 nucleotides long. Its product is annotated as zinc finger BED domain-containing protein 4-like. Lineage: Eukaryota; Metazoa; Cnidaria; Hydrozoa; Anthoathecata; Hydridae. The record is from RefSeq and is a predicted model, not a curated record.